GAUGUUUGAAUCCCUUCUUGUUCUUUGUGUUCGGAAAAAAAAGAUAGGAUUUUUUGGUUGUUUUCGAAGAGAACAGGAGUCGGAGUAGAAAGCAGGAAAGAAUGGUUUGUUCUAUCCUCUUGAUACCUCCUUAAAAUUUCUGACCCUCGGCGACUACGGAAGUAGAGGAAGAAGAAAACAGAGCCCAAAAAAAGUCUGUUUGCUUUUUUUUUUCCCAUUUAUUUCCCACUCUUGGAUUCUGUUUGAGCCUUUCCGGAAUGAUCGGUACCUACAGUCCGUGAUAUUGUUUUAUUUCAAUUUAGUCUUUUUGCUUUUAUUUAACGUGUUAUUGUUUUCCGGGGUAUUCGAAUCCCUUCUUGUUCUUUUUGUUCUAAAAAAGAUCGGAUCUUUUUGUUUGUUUUCUAAAAGAAUAGGAUUCGGUGGAGGGAGCAGAAAAGAGUGGUUUAUUCUAUCUACUGCGUACCUGCUUAAAUUUAUUGAUCCUAAGCGACUAAGGAGGUAGAUGAAGAAGAAAACAGAGCCCAAAAAAGGGGUUUUUGCUGUUUUUUCUUUUCAUUUAUUUCCUUCUCUUGGAUUCUGUUUGAGGCUUUCUGGAACGAUCGGUAGUGAUAUACUUUUAUUUCAUUCAAUCUGUGUCUAUUUCUCUAAACUUUCUCAUCUUUUACCUUAAUGACAUUUUAUUUCGGGGACAGAAAGGAGGGGAGGGAGAAAAAUCCCUUUCUUACGUCUCCAAAAUCAUGAAUUAUUAACAUCUAAGCCCUCGGCCAUCGCGAUUGUUAGUCAGAUUCAGUAGCAUAAAGCAAUCCGGCUCAGGAAUUUUCAAACUUAGCUGUCUGAAGCCUAAUAAUCCAUGUUACUGUCCGAUUGAUGCUACAUCUUAAUUUGAAUUGAAUGAUGAAGAUGGGGUUGGUGGUGGUGGUGGAUGCAGGUAUGGUGGUUCGAGAGCCACAGCAGAUCAAGGCAGUCUUCGUGGUUGUUGUCGACUCUUACGUAAUUGAAUUUAGAAGAUUCAGAAGACAAGCAAAUUCUGAAACUGAUAGAGGAAAAUGCUGACUCAUUUGCUCAGUGCGCGGCGAUAUUCUACAAGAAGAGACCGCAGCUUGUAAAUAUGAUUGAGGAUUUCUAUCAAGCUUAUGGUUCGUUGGCUGAAGAAUAUGACCAGCUCAAGUCAGGAUGUCGAACACGUUGCAGCACAUCAUUUGGUCCCUCUUUCUUAGAAAAAGGAUGGUUGCAGAAGGUACGGAACAGCUCAACAGAUGAGUCAUCCGAGCUUUCCUCGGAUUUUCUUGAUUCUGAGGAUUCUGAAGUUGAUGAUCCUGAACAAGAAGCUAAGUAGAGAGCAAGUUGAGUGAGGUGCCAGUUAAUAAGAGUGACUUAUGGUGUGGUGAAGCAGAUAGAGGAAGAACUAGAUGGACCUAAACAGGAGAAUGCAACUCUGAAGGCUGAGCUAGCAGAGAAAAAUGAAGAGAAGAGGGAGGUCAUCAGACAGCUUCCUUUACCCUUGGACAUCCUAGAGGAGGAAAAUGCUGAUUUGAGGAAGUGCAUCAAGGAUGCGAAGAAUUCGGGAAGCCAUUUUGAAUUCAAGAAACUUACCAAGAAAAUAUUCAUGGAAAUUAUUUACUGGACUCUCAAAGCCUCGGACUACAAUUGGGGCCCUCUAAUGAUUCCUCAAGUGUGACAUAACAUCUUUUGAACCUUCAUUGUCUCUCUAUAACAAAUUUAUAGGGUUAAGAGUGUGGCCUUUUCCUUGCUAGGCUUGAGUCGAAGCAGUAUGAUUUCAUAGAAGAUUCAUUGUUUUAGCAAUUCUUUUUAUGUAUACUCAAGAAGAUUGUGUGCUCUUGUACUGUCAGACCCAACCUUACAUGUAAUCUUUCCUUGUGAC
Molecule: messenger RNA, 1882 nt
Organism: Phoenix dactylifera (date palm)
Lineage: Eukaryota; Viridiplantae; Streptophyta; Magnoliopsida; Arecales; Arecaceae
Source: RefSeq, a predicted model, not a curated record